Lagenorhynchus albirostris (white-beaked dolphin) is the source of this 1917-nucleotide messenger RNA. RefSeq names its product C-type lectin domain containing 20A (gene CLEC20A). NCBI's taxonomy places the organism in Eukaryota, Metazoa, Chordata, Mammalia, Artiodactyla, Delphinidae. The record is from RefSeq and is a predicted model, not a curated record.
AUGACAAUCUCUCCCGCCCCAGCCCUGCAGCUGACCAGUGAGAGCAAGACCUUCUGGAGGGUGGAAGAGGAGCUGAGCUGGUCUGAGGCCCUGGAGUGCUGCCGGCAGCACCGCACAGACCUGGCCGACCUGCAGAGCAUGAGCGACGGGAGCAACAUCAAGACCCUCUAUUCCCUUACCAGCAGCACCGCGGCCUGGAUCAGCCUCUUCUUCCACGUGCGCCUUGGGGGCCUGAGAUGGUCCAGCGGCUCCACCUUCAGCGUGCCAGUGUGGAGCUCCGCCGUCUUCGAGGAGGGUCUCUGUGCCACUCUGUAUUCAGUAGCCAUUUUCCCCAGCCUGGGGGCCGCCUCGUGCACUGCUCAGAAGCCCUUCAUCUGCUACUACGAUCCUGCCCUGGAGCCCCACACCCUCCUGGAACCGGCUCUCAGCCUGACCACCUCUCCAAAGCCAGCUGAGGUUCAGAUUGGCAAUCUGAACUUCAAGCAAUGUGACCAAGAAAGGAAGUGGCUGGCAGCUGUGAGGUACUGCCGCAGACACCGCACAGACCUGGCUGACCUGCAGACAGUGACUGAGGAGACAGACAAGGAGGCCUUGAAAUCCAUCACGAGUUAGACUGAGGCCUGGAUUGGCCUCUACUUCAGUGCGGCCUCUGGGUCUCUGAGAUGCUCCAGUGACGUGGGUGCCAGCGUCCCGACCUGGCUGCAGGUGCCUGAGUUUGGGGCAGGACUAUGUGCGGGUCUCCGCAGCUACUGGAGCUUCUCCGCCAGAAUUUCUGCAGUGGCCUGCUUUUCCCUGAAACCCUUCAUCUGCUUCCAUGACCCCACCAUUGGACACCGGGAGUCAGCAGCCCUCCCUCAGCUCUCCUUCACACCCUCCUCAGAAGUGACCAUGGGGACAACGCCCAGGCCAAGCCGCACCUGGCGGGGUCAGAAGGCCCUCCUUGCUUCGCCCUGUCUGCGAUGGGUGUGCAGGGCCGGGCGCGGAAAAACCGCGCGCCGCGCACCGCGGUCCCCCCCCACCCCACCCCGCAUCCCCUCCCCGGCCGCUCGGCGCAGCGGGCCCCACGGAAGCCUUCUCUCUGGCGUAGGGGCCAGCGCCGGCCCCGCGCAGGGUCCGGCUGAGGCGGCGCGGCUCCCGCAGCUAGUCAGCCCGGAGCCCGCCGAGCUCGGCCCCCGCCCACCCCCGCCCCCCGCGCCGCCUCCUUCGCGGGCCCUGAGGCGCCGGAGACCUAAGGGACGGCGGCGCCGAGCCCUCCGACCCACCUCGAGAUCCCUGGGGCGGGCCCGGGACGCCGCGGGGGGCGCAGCGGGCCCCUCGCCCGGCUCCACCCGCGGGGCCUUGGCUCAGCCGGGGAUGGCGGCGCCCCCCGGGUCUGCCACGUCCAGCCGGUCCCGCAGCGCCGAGCUUCUGGGUACGGAAGAGAGCACCUCGGAGCCUUCCGGCUCAGGGAGCUCGGCUGGGCCUCAGAGAACAACGGCGCGCCAGGACGCGGUAGCUCCGAGCCAGGCCGCACGCCCGAGACCGCUGGCAGCCGGCCAGAGCCUGAGACAGCUCAGGGGCAGUCACCAAUCUCAGACCACCUUGCUUCUGGCUGUAUUUGCAAUAACUCCUUUAUUUUCCCCUCUUGUAGCUGUGACCAGUGAAAGGAGUGGCACUGAUACGACAGAUGCAGCUAUUGCCACUCAGGCCCAACAUUUGAGCUCAUCUAAUCACCCAGAUUCUAAAGAAAACACUCUAGCACCAAAACCAGGGUAACUCUUUGGAAUCCUGAAAGCAGAUUUUCUUAUCCCAGUUCUGAUGCACCCAGAAGACAUGAAAGACCAAUUUUUGAGUGAGAUCCAAGAAGUCUUAAAGCUUACAUUAGGUCAUGAGCAAUUCAGAUUGAAAUGGGUUGGCUUUGAAGUAAACAAAAAAUAG